AUGGUAUGCAAGAAAUGUGAAAAGAAACUUGGUGCUGUCAUCACUCCAGAUACUUGGAAAGAUGGCGCAGAAAGUGGUGGAAGAAAGCUGAAUGAAAACAAAGCUUUGACGUCAAAAAAAGCAAGAUUUGAUCCAUAUGGAAAGAAUAAAUUCUCCACUUGUAGAAUUUGUAAAAGUUCUGUGCACCAACCAGGUUCUCAUUACUGUCAGGGUUGUGCCUAUAAAAAGGGCAUCUGUGCAAUGUGUGGAAAAAAGGUUUUGGAUACAAAAACCUACAAGCAAACAUCUUUCUAG
Molecule: messenger RNA, 294 nt
Organism: Choloepus didactylus (southern two-toed sloth)
Lineage: Eukaryota; Metazoa; Chordata; Mammalia; Pilosa; Megalonychidae
Product: cysteine-rich PDZ-binding protein-like
Exons: 1
Coding region: 1-294 (97 amino acids)
Biological process (GO): cytoplasmic microtubule organization
Cellular component (GO): dendrite
Molecular function (GO): microtubule binding; PDZ domain binding
Source: RefSeq, a predicted model, not a curated record